Messenger RNA from Prunus armeniaca (apricot), 642 nucleotides. Lineage: Eukaryota; Viridiplantae; Streptophyta; Magnoliopsida; Rosales; Rosaceae. The record is from the annotation of a GenBank genome assembly.
AUGAUUCAUGGGUUUUGCAUAAAGGCUGGCUUUUUAUCAAAGCAUAAUGUUUGCAACAGCUUGGGGUAUGCUCAGAAUGGGCUGUGUCAAGAUGCACUAAAAACAUACUUGGUAGCAACUAUGGAGUCGAAGCCAAACAAUUACACAUUUGUGACUGGCCCAAUUAUCGCAGGUGCUCUUCUUGAUAUGUAUGCAAAGCGAGGAAGCAUUUGUGAGUCCAAAAGAGUUUUCAGUGAGACGCCUCAUAAAAGUCAGUUUGCUUGGAUUGCAAUAAUAUCUGCAUAUGCUGGGCAUGGAGACUAUGACUCAGUGAUAGAAUUGUUCAAGGAGAUGGAGAGAGAAGGGGUAAGACCUGAUUCAGUCACAUUUCUUUCUAUACUAGCAGCAGGCUGCAGAAAUGGAAUGGUGGAGAUGGGCCGUCACCUCUUUCAUUCAAUGGUGAAGGACUAUCAUAUUGAACCAUCUCCUCAACAUUAUUCAAGUAUGGCGGACAUGUUGGGACGUGCAGGGAAAUUGGAGGAAGCAGAGGAAUUGAUGAGUCAGAUCCCGAGACAGCCAGGGUGUUCAUUGUUGCAUAGCCUGCUCGGGGCUUGCAGGAUCCAUGGGAAUGUGGAGAUGGCGGAGAGAGUAGCCAAUACAUGA